ACCAAGCGCCCAAGUGAGCGAAAGGGAUUAGGGGUGGGGAUUCCCCCCCACGACCUUAUAAGGUCUUUUCCCAUAAUUCUCUCCUUCUCUUCGCUGUCGUCCCUUUAUCCCAGCAGCCGCCGCCAUGAAGGUCGAGCUGUGCAGUUUUAGUGGGUACAAGAUAUACCCUGGACACGGGAGGCGCUACGCCAGGACCGACGGAAAGGUUUUCCAAUUUCUUAAUGCAAAAUGCGAGUCAGCUUUCCUAUCCAAGAGGAAUCCUCGGCAGAUAAACUGGACUGUCCUCUACAGAAGGAAGCACAAAAAGGGCCAGUCGGAUCGAACCCAGUGCCUUGUGCAUACUAGGAAGAAAUUCAAAAGAAGAGAACUCGGCGUGCAGUCAAAUUUCAGAGGGCCAUCACUGGUGCAUCCCUUGCUGAUAUCAUGGCCAAGAGGAAUCAGAAACCAGAAGUUAGAAAGGCUCAACGAGAGCAAGCUAUUAGGGCUGCCAAGGAAGCAAAAAAGGCUAAGCAGGCAUCUAAAAAGACGGCAAUGGCUGCUGCUAAGGCUCCCACAAAGGCAGCACCUAAGCAAAAGAUUGUGAAACCUGUGAAGGUUUCUGCUCCCCGAGUUGGUGGAAAACGCUAAAGUGGCAGAUGAGAUUUUAAAAUAAAGAUGUCUAUAACUUA
Ictidomys tridecemlineatus (thirteen-lined ground squirrel) is the source of this 668-nucleotide messenger RNA. It is a transcript of the gene Rpl24, whose product is annotated as ribosomal protein L24. Gene Ontology annotation, cellular component: cytosolic large ribosomal subunit. Gene Ontology annotation, molecular function: mRNA binding; structural constituent of ribosome. Lineage: Eukaryota; Metazoa; Chordata; Mammalia; Rodentia; Sciuridae. Gene Ontology annotation, biological process: cytoplasmic translation. The record is from RefSeq and is a predicted model, not a curated record.